AUGCCAGCUAGUCCACACUACUCUAACAAAUAUUAUGACAACCAAUACGAAUAUAGACAUGUAAUCUUACCAAUUGAAAUAUCGAAUCUCAUUCCAAAAGGAAAGUUAUUGACAGAGGAUGAAUGUAGAAAGGUUGGUAUUCGUCAAUCCGAUGGUUGGGUACACUAUGCCAAUCACAAACCAGAACCACAUAUCCUUUUAUUCAGACGCCCUCAUUCUGGUCCAAUUCCAAGUGACGUUGAUUAUCUCUAA
Molecule: messenger RNA, 252 nt
Organism: Cavenderia fasciculata
Lineage: Eukaryota; Evosea; Eumycetozoa; Acytosteliales; Cavenderiaceae
Gene: cks1
Product: cyclin-dependent kinases regulatory subunit
Exons: 2
Coding region: 1-252 (83 amino acids)
Biological process (GO): regulation of mitotic cell cycle
Cellular component (GO): SCF ubiquitin ligase complex; cyclin-dependent protein kinase holoenzyme complex
Molecular function (GO): ubiquitin binding; protein kinase binding; cyclin-dependent protein serine/threonine kinase activator activity
Source: RefSeq, a predicted model, not a curated record